Molecule: messenger RNA, 3304 nt
Organism: Lucilia sericata (common green bottle fly)
Lineage: Eukaryota; Metazoa; Arthropoda; Insecta; Diptera; Calliphoridae
Exons: 3
Coding region: 311-2008 (565 amino acids)
Cellular component (GO): extracellular matrix
Source: RefSeq, a predicted model, not a curated record
CUUAAGUCAUCAUAAGUUUUAUUGCAUUCAACGCAAAUAGUUGUGUGGUAAAACAAUCACGUCCAAUACAUUCAUCACAAAACGGCAGUAUCGUCUACCAAAUACUAAAUACAAACAAGAAACAACUAAAAGGAUUUAUAAAGUUUUCUGUAAACGGAAUAUUGACUACGUUUAUCAGUUUUAUUACCUGAGUGCGCGUGUUUAAGUGAAAAUAAUUUCAAACUUUUAUAUAAAAAAAGUGUUGAUAACCGAAGAAGUUUUUAAAACGUUUAUUAAACUCAUUUACAAAUUAACAAGUUUCACUAAGAAUAUGAAGUGGUUUAUUGCCUGUUUGUGUUUGAGUGUGCUGGCUGGCAACAUUGUUAGAGCUUCAUAUCCGGCUCUGCAUGCACUGCAUUUUGCACAACAGAAAGCUGCUUUGGGUCAACAAGACCAGCAGCAUUCCUCGUCACUGGAACAACAAGCCUCGGACUCAUCGGAAUUGGGAAAUGAAUUGGGAUCCUCUGUUACCUCAUCGGAAGAUUAUGAUGCUCAUCCUCAGUAUAGUUUUGCUUAUGAUGUCAGAGAUUCGUUGACCGGCGAUGACAAGCAACAAGAAGAAAAACGUGAUGGCGAUGUGGUACAAGGACAGUAUUCACUUAUUGAACCCGAUGGCACCCGCAGAGUUGUGGAAUAUACAGCCGAUGAUAUCAAUGGCUUUAAUGCAGUAGUUUCCAAACAAAUGUUAGAUGAACAACAACGCCUACGUGCAUCCGCUGCUGCUGGUACAUCAUCUUCAUCACGUUACAAUAGCAUUGAAGUAUUGCAAUCUCAACUGCAAGCUCAUGCUAUUGCUGAAGCUCAAGCUCAGAGUGCUGCAUAUGCUGAAGCUCAAGCCUUGGCCGAGGCUCAGGUAAGAGCUGAGGCAAUGGCUCAAUCACAACAAAACUCUCAGGCAGAACAACAGGCUAGAGCUCAAGCAGAAACUCAAGCACGUUCUCAAGCUCAGCAUUUGAUGGAACAAUUCGAACAGCAAUAUAAGCAACAACAGCAGCAACAGUUGCAGCAACAGCAAUUGCAACAGCAACAAUUGCAAUUGCAAGCUCAACAACAACUACAACGUGCCCAACAGCAACAACAACAGCAAUUAUUGCGCACCCAAUUGCAACAAUCCCAAGAACGUUUGACCAAUGAACAAGCCUUAUUACUCUCCCAAACUCUCCCCAACCAAGCUUUAGGCCACAGUGUACACGCCACUGUUGUUUCACACCCUCCCACUCUUUUGUCACGCACUCCCAGUGGCUCUGUAUUUGCUCAAGCCCGCGAUAUUUCAGCUCUUAAGGACAUACGUGACAAUACAGCUCGUCUUACAAUUGAACGUACUGCACAGCCUCAGAUAGUUAUUACUCAACCUGCCAGUGCCACAGUUCAAGCUUCAGUCAUACAUUCUCCCUUGUCGUUAUUAGACACAACUAGUACAACCAACGCUUUAAAUGGAAAUGGUUUAAGAGGCAGUUCUUUGAUCUCCACUAGAAUUACCAGCAAUGGACGCACAACUGGCAAUGGCAAUUUGCUAUUAAACGGCAACGGCAGACGGACCAGUGAACAAUUGUUGGAAGAAUUGGACAGCAACGAAUUGCAAAAUUCUUUAGGUCGUCAUUCAACAGCCACUAGUUCGGCCAGUAUUAGAAUCCUGAAUGGAAAUGGCAAUGGAGAGGAAAGCGCUCUUCGCAAUGGCAACGGAAAUGUUAAUGGUAACGGCAAUGGUAAUGGUAACGGCAAUGGAAGCGGCAAUGGCAACGGUCUCAGUCAUGCAAGCAAUGGCAACGGUAAUGGUAAUGGCCGCUAUAAUUUAGAUGAUAGUUUGGAAUUGCGUUUAAAUGGCCACAGCAGCAAUGGUUUAAGAAAUGCUCUUCGUCAGCAGCAAACCAGACGUUUACAAACUAUUUACACCAACGGCAAUAGUAAUGGCAAUGGCAACGGUAAUGGUAACGGCAAUGGCAACGGUAAUGGUAAAGCCUUAUGGUAAAUCAAACCCUUCAUUAUAUCGAAAAUUCCGUUUAAACAACAAACUAUUUAGGACGAAAACAGCAACAACGAUCACAAUUAGUUUAUAGAAAAUAACUAAAAACAAAACACUCAAGGCAUUAAUGACUUUAUCCAUAUCCGGCUAACUCUAACAGGACAACGCGAUUAUUGAUUUUCGGUUAUAUUUUUCUUAAUAUUAGGUUUUAGCUUUAAUUUUAAAACAAAUUAUUUUUGUGUUUUUUAUGCUUCUCACUUUUUUAUUAAUAUUUAACUAAUGAUUUAAGUUAUUUGUUACUAACAAGGGAUUUAGGGUUUUUUAUAUUUUUCAUAUUUCAUUCAUGUCAUUACACAGAUAAUAACAACCAACAUUUUUACUAAAAAACUUUCUUACAUAUUUCUUAAACUACUCACUCCAAAAUAAUUACGCUUUUAAUUGACAUUACAAGACCGAUUUCCAAUACCUUUCUAUUUUAUCCCUUCUGUUUUCCCAAUAACUCUCUAAGUUUUGUUUUCCCAAUAACUCUCUAUAUUUGUACUUUUAUCUAUCAUUUUUCAUUUAGUAUUUUCCAUUUAUCUUUCUUUAUUUAUGUUUUAAAAGCAAUAUUUCAUACAUGUUAUAUUUAGACUUUCUUGCAAUUUUUAAAUGAUAAAGGAAAAAAUAUAUUUCAUAGAGAAACAUACAAUCAAGUUUGAACCUCUAAAUAAUAAAAAAAUGAAGAAUUUUCAAUUAAAUUUACAUUCAAAAAUUGACACUCAAACCGUUAUAAAUACAUAACUAAAUGUAAUAAGCUUUGCCGUUCGCAAAUCAACCGACUGGUUGUCUGUUUCAAUAAAAAAGUUAUUUAUUUAAAACUACUUUCUACUUCUUACUAUCUAUACCUCAAUUGUCUAUAAACAAAUCAGGAAUAAACGAAAGAAAUAAUGCGUUUCCUGCUACUGCCACAGUUUGUAUACAAAGGCACGUUUAUAAAUUAAACAUUAUAUUUGUCAUGUUAAAUAUUUAAUACAUAUUUAUGAUUACAUCAAAGUUUUUCACUAACUAAUACUAACUAUCUGUUCUAUUUAUUUAUCUUAUCUUUACAUUCUUUUCAUACACACAUACAAUAACAAAGUAUUUUUCAUUUUUCCUACAUUUUAAAUGUGUAUUUACUAAUGCAUUUUUCCGUUAUGUUCUUAUGUAGUUUAUAUUCAUAAGCUAAGUUUAAAAAAAUGGCAUCCUAAAAAAAAACAUUAAAAAAAUAAAUAAAAUGUAUAUUUUUUGCAACACAAAUGCAAAAAUAAAAAACUUUAGAUUGUU